Molecule: messenger RNA, 1884 nt
Organism: Mycosarcoma maydis (corn smut)
Lineage: Eukaryota; Fungi; Basidiomycota; Ustilaginomycetes; Ustilaginales
Exons: 4
Coding region: 1-1884 (627 amino acids)
Source: RefSeq, a predicted model, not a curated record
AUGAUUGCCACAAAGAGUCAGGGAACACGACAUUCUCUUCCUCCCAAACCAAUGACUGCAGCUCCUUCAAUGAACGCUGAUGACACGAUCCGCAAUCAGGCCUCUCUUACCGAGAGCUGUAUUCUGAGCACCUAUGACCGUCAAAUGGAGUGGUCGACCACACAAUCAGGGUGUCUCAUGUGGAAUGCUCAAGGAUGGUCGACUACGCCACCCUUUCCCACCCCGUCGCUCACGGCAAGCUCCCUCUCAUCAUCCUCGCUUUUCGGAGAGCGCUCGCCCGUCCUUGGACCUUCAAGGGCUGGUAUCCACAUGCGCAACAACUUUGACGUUCCAUACAUGACGAACAUGUCGCCUGGAAAGAGUCUUGAGGAUGUCCCCUCGAUGGCACUUGCCGGUAAGACGGAUUGCGCUAGCGUACCACUACCGCUUCAGAAUGAUCUGCCUAGGUCACCGAAGCAGUGCAAAGGCACCAUGGCAUCAAUGUCGUCCUCAUUUAGUGGGCGCGCCGUGAUGGAUGCGCAAGGACGUGACACAAGUCAACCUUUGGAUGCCGCGUCGCUUCGCAUGGCUACGUCUUUCGCCAACCUAAGACAACCAACACCCUUGCUCAUUCCGAUGCAGCCUACCGGUGCCGGCGUUCCGCUUACCUCCGUGGUAGAGACCCUGUCUUCGAAAGGGUCCAAAGCAGCUGCCGAGGAUCCUGAAACAGUUGCUGCAGCUUACAAACUAAGCCAGUGGGGAAUUGGUAUUGGCCCAGGCAUCAAUCCGAAAGUCGCAUCCAGCCGUAACGGCACUCACGGCCGUGGCCGGAGCACUGCAAGCGAGCCCCCGAUCGUCAACACGGGCAACUCUGGCCCUAUGUGUGUACAACCAGGUGACUGGAUUUGCACGAGUUGUGGCUUUGUCAACUGGAGGCGACGAGAUGUGUGCAUGCGUUGCUUCCCUUACGCAGACGGCAAUGAGAUUGGUCGAGGCAUUCAAGGCGGCGAGAUGCUAGCCAAAAGGCUUGCCGCUGGCUUGGAAACAGAUACGGAGGAAUACAAGAGAUCCGUACAAGCCCUUUGCCCGGACAAAGGCAAGCGUGGCUCAGACACGAACACGCAACGGCCGAUUGUACACGAGCUGCCACGAAACCCUGUGCAGGCAUAUGGCUAUGGAGCUCCUACUUUGCACGGCUCAUCACCUCUUCCUCAAAUGUCAGACUCGAACGUCCAGCCGCGGAACCUGCUCGGCAUUCAUUUGGGCUCGAACAUGCCGCAACAGUGGCGACCUUACGUAGAAGUUUUGCCGGCACGAACCGACCCACUCAUAAGACAUGGUUACUACCAGCCGCCCGAACUCCAAGAACAACCAGCGCCUUCUGGCUGCGUCUCUUAUCAUCAGCAGCAAUCGUACCUCGUCGGCGAGCACAAUGAGGUCAAUAGCCCUUACAAGGUGUGUUCUUCGCAAAUGGACUGGACACCGAAGCCUGGUAUGGGGAUGAAUUCGGGUGGCUACGAGUGCUCGGAUCUUCCGCAACACGCUGCUUUGAACAGGACGGAGGCGUCGCCUGCGGAAAGGAGCCUUCUACGCUCCACAAUUCAGUCCGACUCACACGAGCUGCUGCCACAGCGGGCUAGUCACCAAGACCAGGCUUCGCUAUGCCGCCCUCUUUGCGCCGGUUGGUCCCCUACGCACACCUCGCCACGGGAGGCCUCGUCGAUUCCCUCGAGAGACAUCUGGGCUCCAGCGCCGAAACGACCCACUCAAAUCCGUGUCGAUCCUGAGGAUGAGGAUGUUUCACAAGAGAAGCGUGUCAAACCACAGCCUAUCGGCACUCGGUCCACCGGCGUUGGGGGAGGUGCCAGUCAUACGGCGGGCAACUCCAUGACUGGAGUGAAAUAA